Homalodisca vitripennis (glassy-winged sharpshooter) is the source of this 630-nucleotide messenger RNA. RefSeq lists its product as uncharacterized. Lineage: Eukaryota; Metazoa; Arthropoda; Insecta; Hemiptera; Cicadellidae. The record is from RefSeq and is a predicted model, not a curated record. The coding region runs from base 9 to 317 and encodes 102 amino acids. The transcript has 2 exons.
AAGACACCAUGCAGAGGAGGACUUUCAUAACGAGCCUUGCGAGGGACCUAGUAAAGCCGCAUAUUCUACAUAGAGCUUCUAUUCAGACCCUCUCACUCCCGUUGAGGACCAGCAUCAGGGCUGUCGCCGGUGUAGAACUUCCUGAGCCAAACCCCCCACCAGUUGUCGAGGGACGAAAACCAAGGUGUCACUACUGCCCUGUCAGGAAAAACAGGUUUACUCCAUACAAAUGCUCAGCUUGUGAAAGAUCCGUAUGCAAGGAGCACACUGCCAAAACAAGCUAUUGGUGCCACAACUGUGCAGCAGAAGGGAACUAGAUCUAAGUUUUUGUUUCUUGUAUUAGUUUCCACUUCACAUGCAUUAUUUUUACAUUAUCAAUUUAAUUUAGAAUGUCUUAAGUAAUAAAAAACAUUUCCUUAGUAACUGAAAAAAAUUAUUUCAACCUUCUGCAUGUGUAAGUAAAUGGGGAUAAAUUAAUAAAAUUAAAAAAAUCCAAUAGUUAGUAAUUAUUUUUGUUAUUAAUUUUUUUAAAUUGCCUGACACUUGUAAAAUACAAAUUAACUUAUCAGGAAACAGGUACAAAUUGCAUUAUAAGUGCAAGUUAAGAUUUAAAAGCAAUAGAGAGCAAAU